Acinonyx jubatus (cheetah) is the source of this 2742-nucleotide messenger RNA. It is a transcript of the gene ASB6, whose product is annotated as ankyrin repeat and SOCS box containing 6. Gene Ontology annotation, cellular component: BRCA1-BARD1 complex. Gene Ontology annotation, biological process: intracellular signal transduction; protein ubiquitination. The record is from RefSeq and is a predicted model, not a curated record. Gene Ontology annotation, molecular function: protein binding. The coding region runs from base 880 to 1920 and encodes 346 amino acids. Lineage: Eukaryota; Metazoa; Chordata; Mammalia; Carnivora; Felidae. The transcript has 6 exons.
GACUCCCAAGCUCCCUGGGGCAGGGACAGAUCAGCCAGAGUCCGAGCACGCAGUGCCUGGCUCCAGGACACCCAGGCUGCCCAGGAAUCCUGGAAUUAGGUGGCCGGAGGUGGCUAGGCUGGCAGGGCAGCGAGGGGCAGUGGCAAGGAAAGAAGAGAGAAGGUUCAGAACUUGAAAAUCAGAGGCUCUGAGUGACAGGGCCUUAAUGGGAGGCAGAUGGAGAAAACAAGGUUGCCCUUGCUGACAGGAGGGAGGGCAAGGGUCAAGGAACUUUCUAAAGAUAGGGGCCUGGGCGACAGGCAGGCGGCAGGGCGGCUCCACAGUGUGAUGCCCAGGGGCUGUGACAGAGCAGGGGUCAGCUCCUUACUCCUGCUUGUGCAGACCCUCUGAGGCCCACACCCAGAGGAGCCGCGAGGCAGAAGGCCAGAUAUUUGGAAGAGCACCCCCGCCCCCAGACCUGGGUUGGAGUCUCAACCCAGCUGUGCAACAUUGGGUGAGCCUCUAAACCUCUCUGAGCCCGUUUCCUCGUUUGAAAAAUAGGCAGAUACCAUCAUUCACUUAAUGGGACUUGUUGAGAUUGGCGAGUCAAGCAUUUAGCACAGAGCUUGGCACAUUAGAAGGGCUCAGGACACGAAAGUUAACUCGUUGUUACUUUACGGGUCACAAGACAAUCCCAGUCUUCUUGUCGGCAGAGCCCCUCAGCGGGCAGCAAGGACCUCUUUGUGGGCUCCGAGACCGUCAGAGCUUGAAGCACCUUCAGGUUACAGGUCCAGUUAUGUUGCCAGCGAGGAGAGCCGGAUCCUGGUUCUCACUGAGCUGCUGGAGAGAAAGGCCCACUCCCCGUUUUACCAGGAAGGUGUGAGCAACGCCCUGCUGAAGAUGGCCGAGCUGGGGCUGACCCGGGCGGCCGAUGUUCUCCUGCGCAACGGGGCCAACCUCAACUUUGAAGACCCCGUCACCUACUACACCGCCUUGCACAUCGCUGUCCUGCGAAACCAGCCCGACAUGGUGGAGCUGCUGGUGCGCCACGGGGCCGACAUUAACCGGAGGGACCGGAUCCACGAGAGCAGCCCCUUGGACCUGGCCAGCGAGGAGCCGGAGCGCCUGCCCUGCCUGCAGCGCCUCCUGGACCUCGGGGCAGACGUCAAUGCGGCCGACAAGCACGGGAAGACCGCGCUGCUGCACGCAUUGGCCAGCAGUGACGGGGUGCAGAUCUACAACACCGAGAACAUCCGGCUCUUGCUGGAAGGAGGGGCAGACGUCAAGGCCACCACCAAAGACGGGGACACCGUGUUCACCUGCAUCAUCUUCCUGCUCGGGGAGACGGUGGGAGGGGACAAGGACGAGGCCCAGAUGAUCAGCCGCUUCUGCUUCCAAGUCACGAAGCUGCUGCUGGCCCACGGGGCCGACCCCAGCGAGUGCCCGGCCCACGAGUCCCUCACCCACAUCUGCCUUAAGAGCUUCAAACUGCAUUUCCCUCUCCUGCGCUUCCUGCUGGAGUCCGGAGCAGCCUAUAACUGUUCCCUCCACGGUGCGUCCUGCUGGUCUGGCUUCCACAUCAUCUUCGAGAGGCUCUGUUCGCACCCGGGCUGCGCGGAAGACGAGAGCCACGUGGACCUCCUGCGCAAAGCCGAGACCGUCCUGGAUCUCAUGGUGACUAAUUCCCAGAAACUCCAGCUGCCCGAAAACUUCGACAUCCACCCCGUGGGCAGCCUGGCAGAGAAGAUCCGGGCCCUUCACUUCUCCUUGAGGCAGCUGGAGAGCUACCCCCCGUCCCUCAAGCACCUGUGUCGCGUUUACAUCCGCCUCUACCUUCAGCCCUGGCCUGUGGAUGUGAAGGUCAAAGCCCUGCCUCUGCCCGACAGGCUGAAGUGGUACCUCCUUAGUGAGCACAGCGGUACCACGGAGGAGGACAUCUGAUCACUCCCCGACUGAAGGCGGCGGGGUCUGGGCAGCUCAGACCGCUGGCGGAUUUCGGUACCUGUGGCAGCCUUGGGGAGAACCUUCGGGCCUUCUGUCAGAAGGUACGGGUUGGGAGACGAGACUUCAUCCGUACCGAGUACCAAGAAAACCAGGUGGGGCCUGGCAGCUAGUCAUUCCAGUGGGAAAAGGCUCGGUCUUCCAGGGGGACCGCCCCCCAAGUCUCAACCACACUGGGAAAAGGGACAGGGUUUAGAUUUGGGACAAGCAUACACUCUGUUAAUUUGAGGGGAGCACCGGGCAGGGUAGCUGUGAGGCCGGGUCCCGCUGAGAGCCGCAGGAGGCUGGUCUGUCCUGCGAGGGGCCCAGCGGACGCGAGGAAGCACGUGGGCCCGUCAGGGCACGGGCCCGGCCUAGGCCGCCCUUCCCCCCUCCCCCCGUGAGAUUACGUCACCCACAGAAGCGCUUCUGGCGGACUAAGGAGAAGAGCGAGCCGGGCCCUGCUGCCUCUGGCAGCUCUGGGGCCAGGUCACCCAACGGCCCCGGACCGGGCUCUGGUGGCAGCUCUGUGCCAAACCUGGGAUCUCGGGGGACCGUGCCUUCUGCUACAAAGUAAUCCUGCAUGACCAGGACAGCCCUUUCCAAGAUGUCUCCAUGUUGCGCGGGGUCCGUCUGGCGAAGAAAGUCACCAGUGCUGACGGCUGACUGUGCUGCUGUACAGGCUGAGCCCCCAGCAAGCCGAGUGCGAGUCGCGUGGCUCACUGAAUUGUGUCACUGCCUAGGAAGGAAGCUGAGGCAAGUAAAUGAUUCACGCUAACGUGA